Messenger RNA from Trypanosoma cruzi, 615 nucleotides. RefSeq lists its product as uncharacterized. The transcript has a single exon. NCBI's taxonomy places the organism in Eukaryota, Euglenozoa, Kinetoplastea, Trypanosomatida, Trypanosomatidae. The coding region runs from base 1 to 615 and encodes 204 amino acids. The record is from RefSeq and is a predicted model, not a curated record.
AUGCGUUGCGGCACGGGUGGAAAUUCUGCACUCCAUUCCUUUUUUUUUUUUUUCUUGUUGUUUUCUGAUGCAUCUUGUCUUCUCGGAUUUGACAUGAAAGAUGGCUGCCACGAAAUGAAGUGGCUACUACGGCUCAUGACUGGACGCGGAAAGCGGCGGACUCCCAUUCCGCCAAAGCCGUACGUCGACACUGCGUCGGCGAUGCGGCACAUGACGGAUCCUCGGCUGUACGAUCCUGACGAUUUGAAGCACAUCGACCCCGAGAAGCCGCACUGGCAGGACCCGCGCUUUGAAUCCCGCGAAAAUCUCCCGUUUUUUGAUUUUUGGGGGUACAACAGGGACUGGAGCUGGACGUUUUUUCGGAUUUCUACUCUUAUCUUCGUUCUUGCUCUUUACUGGGAGAUGCGCUCAUUAAUGUACAUGCAGAAGGACCCACCACGGAUUACAGGCAGCACCACAAUUUCACCAGUUCCGGACUAUGCGAGGGAUGACAAUGCAACCGAAAAAGAGUUGCGUGCUGCGGGCUUUGCAUACAUUGGCGUAAAGAAGUUGGACCACCUCGGUCUGUCGAGCAACGGGGAUAGCGUGGCGGGGCAGAAAAAGGAGGAUGCCUAA